AGAUUUUUUUAGCAAAACUCCCUCUUAGUCACAAAGAACCAAGCGAACUAGAUAGACAUAAUUUCUUUUUACCAGAAUGGCUGGAUUACGAAACUUGUUCCUUGGAGUUUUGUUGGUAAUUCUGGUAGUAUGGGCAAUAGUGGCUACCAUUUUUGCAGUAAAGAGAAAUAAUGAGAAUGAUUUACACUUCUCUAACUCCUCUGACUUGCAUGAGACAAAAGUGGAAUUUCUGGAGAUGAGCAAAGAAAACCAGACUAGACUACAGGCUAUGCUGGCUCAGGGUGAAAAAAACCUGAACACAGUCAACUCAUCCCUUAUCUUGUGCCAGGAACAAAAGAUCAUUUUACAUGACAAUCUCACUGCACUGCAUAAUGAAAUUUUGACCUUUGCCAAUGUCACAGCAAAAGUAACUCUUAUGCAAGGUGAAAUUGAAUCAGUGCAACAGACCUUGACACAAACAUCACAGGACCUGCAGAGUUUCAAAGCCAAGUAUGCAGAGACUGUGGAAGCAACUGGCAGAGAGAAACAACAAUGUGAGACAAGGAAGGAUGAGCUGCAGCACAAAAUCCAGGAGCAACGCUCUAAGAUCAAGGAUCUCGAGGUGAAGCUGUUGGCACUCAGUGGGGUGAACAGACCUGUGCCCGUUCACAGCAUCACUGCUCUCUGCAUAACAGCCCUACUAGUGGCUCUUCCUGUGAAUAUGUAGUUGAAAGGAGCUUUGAAUCGGGAAUAUGAAGCACAGCAGAGCUGCAAGAGUCUUUGAGAAUCCUACAGUACUUGCAGAGGCAAUGCUUAGGAACACCUUGAACAUACACUUUGUUAAUAAAACUGCUGGGGAAAAAAGCACUUCAUAUUUUUUCAAUGAUGUGAUAUUUUUUAUGUUGAACAAGAAGUUACUGUAUUAUAAUAAAGCAGUACAUUUGAGAUCAACCCAAACAAAUGAGUUUUAUGUAGAGUUAAAAGACCAAAGGGUCUAUGUUAUUAAACAGUGACAGAAGUAAAUAUCACCAGCCUUGUAGUUAACAAAAUGAUUCCAUAGUUUUUUUUGUUUUUCACUAAUAUUAGUUAUGUAGGUCAGUGCAGUUUUAAAAGAAGCACAAGAGAUGUUAAGCCUCUGCCCUCUUGCUUGAGCAAUGUGUUCUGUGUCCACCUCCUUUGUCACCUGGGGCUCUAGUAACAGCUCUGUCUCUAGUGUACGUAUCCCUGCGCUCUUUUCAGCUCUGUAUCUCUAGUGUACGUAUCCCUGUGCUCUAUUCAGCUCUGUCUCUAGUGUACGUAUCCCUGCGCCCUUUUCAGCUCUGUAUCUCUAGUGUACGUAUCCCUGUGCUCUAUUCAGCUCUGUCUCUAGUGUACUUAUCCCUGCGCUCUAUUCAGAAACCAGCUUGUUGUGACUGAAUUGCUCAUUUCCAUGUUAUAUAUAUGGAUAAAAACCCCACUGUUGAAGGAUCAUUGGUAAGGCUGUGAAUCUGAAGGAAAAUGAAGACCAAAGAGCA
Molecule: messenger RNA, 1493 nt
Organism: Polyodon spathula (Mississippi paddlefish)
Lineage: Eukaryota; Metazoa; Chordata; Actinopteri; Acipenseriformes; Polyodontidae
Exons: 5
Coding region: 77-706 (209 amino acids)
Source: RefSeq, a predicted model, not a curated record